AUGGAGAAUACCGUAUCAUCACAUUCUCUUUGUCUCAUUCUGUUGCUGUUGUUUACGACUCACCAAGGUGCCAUGGAUAUUCUCCAGAUUGAGAAACUGUGUGCCGAUCUGUCUUUGGCUGAUGAGGAGGUUGGCGGAUUGGAUGCACCCGAUUUGCAUACGACGCCCGACGGGUCGAUUCACCAUAAUCUGGUUGGUCGCCUUCUCACGGAUCGGCAGGUCCGGUUCGAUCACUUGCAACAGGUUCUUGCGUCCGUGUGGCGUCCGGUCAUGGGUAUGUAUGCAGUUUCGCUAGCGGAAGACCUUUUCCUCUUCCAGUUUCCGCAUCCGAGGGAUCUCCAGCGCGUGGUUGAUGAUGGCCCGUGGUCCUUUGAGAAUAAUCAUCUGAUUCUAGAACAGGUUCCGACGGGUGUUCUGCCGGAGGAGGUGAAGCUGGAUUCUGUCCCGUUUUGGAUUCAGAUUCAUGGACUGCCCACCAUGUAUGCCUCAUCCGAUUUCCUCGCGAAGAUCGGAGAAUAUGUGGGUGAUUUCAUCGCAGUCGACCCUUUCAAUUUUGGAGGGGCAUGGAAGAGCUACUAUCGCAUCCGUGUUCGGCUACAUGUCACGUCUCCUCUAAAGCGACGUAUGCGUCUGAAGCGUCGGGAUGGCACCAUACAGUGGAUCACGUUCAAAUAUGAACGCCUGAGUACUUUCUGUUACUGCUGUGGUGUUUUAGGCCACUCUGACAAGUUUUGCAAAACUGUGUACGAGGAGGGUGUUUUGCCAGAAGCAUUUCCGUUUGGCGCCUGGAUGCGGGCAGGACCGAGACGCCAAGUCAAACCGAUUGGAUCGAAAUGGCUAUUGCAGACCCCCAAUUCAGCGCCGGAACCGUCCACUCUCCCUCCGGCUGGACCAUCCCCGGCUACUCUGGUGGGACUAGAGGAAACUGGAGGGCUGCAGGGGGACCUAAAGCGCAGACGUGAGGAGGAGGAGUCUGAGGUUGUUGGCAGAGACGUGUUGAUGACUGAUACAACGAAGCAUCAUGGACAGGCGAGUCUGGCGGACCAGACUCGCCAAGACCAAUGA
Messenger RNA from Ipomoea nil (Japanese morning glory), 1065 nucleotides. RefSeq lists its product as uncharacterized. Lineage: Eukaryota; Viridiplantae; Streptophyta; Magnoliopsida; Solanales; Convolvulaceae. Bases 1 to 1065 code for a protein of 354 amino acids. The transcript has a single exon. The record is from RefSeq and is a predicted model, not a curated record.